AUGGAGGAACAUAGUAAAGAAGAAAUAAAAACUGAAAAGCCGUUAAAAAAUAGAUUUAUAAAAGAAGUAGAUAUAGUAAAUUUUUCUUUAAAAAAAAAAUAUUGCUUGUUAAUAUUAUUUUGCUUAUAUAUAACUACAUGUGUUGGAAUAUUUUUUAAUUGGAUUUCAUUGGCUGAUUUUUUUUAUCACGGAAAUAUAUAUAUAGAUCAAUGCAAUGGGAUAAAUGGAAAAUCAAAUUCGAAAGAUGGCAACGAUAAACCAUAUAGUUGUGAAGAACAAGACAAAAAAGUUCAAGCACUAUAUCCUAUUAUUAUAAGUUCUAAUUUUAUUAUGUCUGCUAUAUCUGGUAUAUUUUUUGAUUAUUUUGGGCCUAAAAUUACAGCAUUAAUUGGUCAUACAUUUAAUAUAAUUUCAUGGAUUUUAAUAGGUUUACAAAAGGAAACAAGUAAUAAUAUAAUAAUAAUUGGUGCAAUAUUUUUAGGUCUAUCUUGUGAUUCUUCAUAUAUACCUAUUCUUAAUUUAAUUUAUUUAUUUCCAAAAAAUCAUACCACAUAUACUGUAAUAUUAGGUUGUUGUGCUUCAUUAAGUUUUAGUAUACCCAUAUUUUUUGAUUUAUUAUCUAAAGGAAAAGAUCCAGAAUAUUUCCAGUAUAUUUGUUUUUUAUAUUGCUUUAUUGUAUUAAUCCCUUUUUUUUUUAUUAUAGCUAUUUUCCUUCCAUUCAAACAUAUAAAUUGUCCCCAACCCCCACUUGAGAUUGAGAAAAGUAAUAACACACUUCAAGAGUUGGAAGGAUAUUUAGUUUCAGAAAAUAAAAGUAAUGCCAUAUCUAACCACCCAAGUGACGAUGGAAAUUCGAAUGAUAUUUAUCAAGCCAGUCAGCAUAGUAAAAUAAAAAGUAAUGAAAUAAUAGCAAAAGAAAACGAUAUAAAUAUUAACAAUAUUGAUAAAGAGAACAAAAUAAAUAAACACAUUUCUUCAAAAGAUAGUGACAAAAUUGGUGACUCACCUUCGACACCCCUUAACGAAUUGGUUAUUAAAAAAAAAAGUUCAACAAUAUCUUCUGAAGAUAUAAUAUCCUUAAAGGGAAUAAAAAAUAAAGAUAGUAAAACAUAUCAUAAUAAUAUAUCAUUAAGAAUGAGUGAUAAAGUUGUAGGAGUAUUAGACAAACCAGAAGAGAAUUAUCAAAAUGUUUUUAUUGAUGAAAAACAAGAUAAUAAUUCUAAUCCAUUAGAAAUUCAAAAUAUAAUAAUUCAUAUAGACAAUAAUAAAAAAUGGAAAAAAUUUAAAUUAAGUUUAAAAAAUUUGUUAACUGAAAUAAUAGGUGUAUUUUUUUCUUUAAAAUAUAUUAGUAUAUGUUAUUAUUUUACUAUAUAUAAUUUAUCAUUAGUUAAUUAUAAUGAAUGUGCAAAAUUAUUUUUUAAAGAUUAUACAGAUGUACAAUUUAUAUUAAAACUAUUUGGUCCCUUAUCUAUAUUGUCUUGUGCAUCUUUUGGAUUUUUAAUAAAUAAAUUUCAUAUAAUAGUUAUAAUAUAUUUUUUAUUAGUAAGUAGUUUAUUUAUGUAUAUAUUUGCAAUAAUUAAAAUAAAAGUAUUUGCAUAUUUUAGCUCCUUUUGUUAUUUAAUAGUUACAGGAUGUUAUACUACCCAAUUAUAUUGUUAUAUACAAAUUAUGUUUCCAAAAUGUCAUUUUGGUAAAAUUGCAGGAACUACAAGUAUGAUUAGUGGAUUAUUAUCUCUACUUAAUAUACCUAUUUAUAAUUAUUUUAUUGUUGAUUUAAAUAAAAAUAACCCUGAUCCCUUUGCAUAUAUUGUUAUUGCUUUGUUAAUAUCAACCUUCCCACUUUUAUUCCUUACAUAUCGAAGACAUUUAAACGAUGAAAUACAAACUCUUGAAAGGUAA
Molecule: messenger RNA, 1899 nt
Organism: Plasmodium vinckei vinckei
Lineage: Eukaryota; Apicomplexa; Aconoidasida; Haemosporida; Plasmodiidae
Product: major facilitator superfamily-related transporter, putative
Exons: 1
Coding region: 1-1899 (632 amino acids)
Biological process (GO): transmembrane transport
Molecular function (GO): transmembrane transporter activity
Source: RefSeq, a predicted model, not a curated record